UCAGUAAGAGGAAGCCCGAUGCGCUCCGCUGUUUUCUGUUUUGUCAGAGUUGAAAAUCCGCCGAGGCGCCAUUUUCCCCCACCGUCUCUCCCUCUGACACAACAACAAUAUUAAAGAAAACACGGCGCACCGCAGGCAGAUCGAGCCCGAAAACCGCCGGAUCACCGCGGAGCCGCGCAGGGAGUCGGUUCAGGGAGUCGGAACAGCACCGGGCCGCGGGAUUAAACACCACGGCGCUGUUUCUGAGUCGCCUUUGUGCCUUUGUAUGAUUUCAGUCCCUUCGCCCAUUUCGUGAAUCCCAAACGGAGCGGAUUUACCGGACGAGCCGAUUAGGAUUUCUCUUUGUUUUACAUUCUCUCUUUGUUUCUGAGCACCAAGAGGAAUAUCCACAGCACUCAUCUCUAACACCUGGAUUAUACGUUUAUUAUUAAUAAUAGAAAUAUCUUUUUAAAAUACCCAAACUGGAGCGUAAUUGGUGAAAUCCACCCCCCCUUCUCGGAAUCACGUGCAGGUUGUCCUGUGGCGUGACGGUAGGUGGGUGGUGUGGCUCUGGCCUCGGCCCCCUUGCGCCGCUGAAUGGCUGCGAUGGCGCCCGCGCUGACCGACACGCCGGCCGACACUCACCGAAUCCGCCUCAAACUGGCUCCGUCCUCCUCCGCUAUCAACCAGAGUGCCGUGGAGGAAAACGGUGCCACCGACCGCGUCCUCGUCCCAACGAACGGCACAGUCAAACGCAAAAACUCCGCUGACAAAGAGGAUCAUCUGUCCUGCGUGGCCGGAACCAAGGACGAAUCGAGUCGCGAUUUGGGCAAAAUACAAGAGUUCGUCACUUCGUACCGCUGCUCGGACGAGACCCUGAAAUUGCAGAACGUUUUCGACAUCCUGCCCGGCAUCUUACAGCGCAAGCACCACACCCUGGAGCUCUCAGAGGAGCAGCUGAAGAGCAUCAUGAGUGCUGGGAAUGCUAGCAGUCUGUCUUCUCUACAGCAGAGUGCCGGCGUAAACGGCGUGGCGAGGAAAUUUACAAAAACAAACAAAGACUCCAGCAGCGUCACCAUGAAUGGAGGCAAGUACGGACAAGCAGGGCUACCCCUUGCUCACGGCGGGUCAACAGGAAAUGGUCCUGCUAAAGAUUCCACAGAGCAGCACCAGUGCCCUAGAGGUGUCCCCCGGGAUCGGCAGAACAACCAGGAUAUCCCAGAAUCUCCCGUGCCCUUUCGCUCGCUUACACAAGAGCGGAACGGUUCGGACAGUUUGUCUGUGUUUAGUGCGGACGUUUCCGUGGCUCCGCCUUCUGUGCUCCACUCCCUCGAAAGCCUGGGUGGAGACCUGCACAGCCGUUCGCAGCAGGCCAAAAGCCGACAGAUGGAGAUCGAGGGUCGUCUGCGGCGCCUGCAUAAGCGGCUGCAAGUGGUGCAGGCGAAGCAGGUGGAGCGUCACGUGCAGCAACAGCUCGGUGGAUUACUUUGCAGCACUCUGGGGACUCAGGACUCCCGGGUCCAUCGGGAGAGAGCAGAACCCAGCCGGGUUCUGAGGGGUGAAUCUGUGCCGGCCGAACUGGAGCGGCUAUCGCUGAGCUGCAGCACCAACCUGCGAGCGGCGGAAAACGCCUUUGAUUCGGACGCCACCGAGAGCAGCUCCGGAGGAGAAACAGAUGUGGAAGAGGACGAGCUGGGCCGGGUGGACGUCGAGCAGCGGCACAUUUCACUGUGGAGGAGAGCUGAGGGUCAUUAUGCGCUGGAACGCUCUUCCAUCAUCAGUCACUGGAACUGGCUGCAGGCUCACGUCUCUGACCUGGAGUAUCGCAUCCGCCAACACACCGACAUCUACCGUCACAUCCGUACCAGCAAGGGCGGUGUGGUGCUGGGUGAGAGCUCGGUUUGUGAGACAGCAGCAGAGAACGGCAGCGGGUCGAGGACGGAGAGUCUCGCCUGUAACUUGGUGCCCAGUGCCGACGGGACAAACGGCUCGGUGUCGGCCCUCGGUGUCUCCAUGGAGACGAACCUGAGGAAGAGUUACCCGUCUGUCCGACAUGUCAACGGAGUCAUAAACAGUCUACGUUGUGGUCCUUCCGCCGUGUCCGAGGCGGAGCAGCAGAGGCUUAGUGCUGAAGACUCGAGCUGUGUAGCAGCACGAACCCGACCGCUUAUCUCCUGCAGGAAGAGACGCCUGAUCCGACCCUACACACUGCCUCAACUCAACAACAAGGUGCAGACGGGCCAGUGGUGUGGCUGUGAUGUCAGUGGUCAGUGUGUGAUGUGCUGUAGUCGUCCUGCCGCUUUGUCACACACUCUGUUCCAGCGCCCCCUGCUGGACAGACUGGCUCAGCUCGACCCCUGCAUCCACCCCGUCCUCUCCUUCACCGACGACGUUGGAAUGGGUCUGCACUUUCAGCGUGUCAUGAAGUGUCACUGGCAGGGCCGGUCACUGGACAAGAUCAAACCCAUCAAGAAGAUCGCACUCAAACACUCAAAGUUCUCUCCGAGCAGCCGUCUCAUCGAUCCUUCAUCAUCAUCCUCUUCCUGCUCCAAAGACAAGCUCAAGCUGACCAGCUCGCUUCUCUCUACUGACCGUUUGUCUCAUCACAGAAUGAGACAAGAGAAGCUGUAUCGACACCAGCAGAGUGACACUGAAUCUCGUCAGCUGUACAGAGCAGAACGCAGUCACACUCGCAAGAGGGCCAGAGAACACUCAGUGGAGUGUGACAAUGUCAAUAAGUUGUAUAUGGAAGUGGCAAGCCCGAGUUCCUCUCUGACCACGCCCACUCUCAGUCCUAUAGUGAGACAGCUCUCGUCCUCUGAGAGUCCAACACCAUGCAGUCUCACCAGCACACCGCACCAAGCACAGCGUAAGAGGAGAGUGGAGAGUUCGUUCGACAUCAACAACAUCGUCAUCCCCAUGUCUGUGGCGGCGACGACCCGAGUGGAGAAACUGCAGUACAAAGAGAUCCUCACACCCAGUUGGAGGGUGGUGAACAUCAUGGCCAGUCACAUUUCUGAGGAGGAUGAUGCAGUAGAGAUUGAGGAUUUAUCAGAUGCGGCUUUCUCUCAGCUUCACCUUCCGUAUGAAGAGCAUGAACAUUCUCGCUGGAGUUGGACUUCCAGUUCUGUUGCCAAGAGAAGGGGCAGCCGCUCGUAUAAGUCAGUGGAUGGCCGCAGCACUCCUCUGCUGGGUGGAACGAACCCCUCGACACCUCAGCCUUCGUCUCCAGACCCGUCUCACUUCCCACUGCUGCAGGACUACAGCUCAGCCCCUUCCCCCUCCCCCUCCAGCCCGGCCAGCCCUGAGCUGCUCACAUUCUCUCACACACCAGCGUCCAGAGACUCCCACCGGUUCCUGUCCAACGAGGACACACGCUGCUCCACACCAGACACCAGCUACGACGAGACGCCCGUGCAGCCGUGGGAGCACAGAACGUUCCCCCUGGACGUAGAUCCGGUGCAGGAUCACGAUCAUCACGUGAGUCCAGGCAGCAAUCGAACCGCACGACGGAUUUCGGGCUGCAGGAGCGGCUCCAGGUCCGAGUGCGAGGGCGAGCCUCCAUCACCGCUGUCUGAGGACACAAGCCGGCACAGGAACAACUCGCUCAGACACACACACUGCUGAAACCUUCUGUACAGACUCGUCUCUCUCUUUCACACACACACACACACACACACACACACACACACACACACACCCCUCUCCAGCUCCAGAGCAGAUUAAACCUCCUGCUGUUUGAUAUUCAAACAUCGCUUAAAUCUUUCACAGUUUUCAGUGAAUUUGUUGAGUUGAAGAUUGGAUCCCAGUAGAGACGACUUCCUUUUCGUUUGUUCGUUCUUUUGUUUUUGUUUUGUUGGUCACCGGUAAUCGAAAGGUGGCGGCCGAUAAGAGGCGGAAAGCAGGAAACCGGAGUCUCGGUGGUGUCCUAAAGCGACUGAAGCGAUUGUCAGCUAGUGGGUUGACCUCAAGCUCCCUAUUAUACUGAUUUAGGUACAACCCAAAUACGCACAUAAACGCCUGACUAUCAGGCAUGUUGUUAUUAUUAUUAUUAUUCAUUUAUUAUUUCUUUCAGCACUUCUCUCUGUUCAUUCUCAGUGUCUUUAAUAUUCGGGGCCAGCUUUAACUAAACUCCAGGAUUAAUCAGCUCUUUGUGGUUGAUCGCUGGAGGAUUAGCAGCAGGUCGAGCAUUUACUCUAAGUUCAUAUACAUGUAGGAUGAGUUUGCGUGGGACGUUUUUUAUUAAAAAAAAAAUAAUAAUAAAAGUAAAAAAAAAAACCCCAUGAUCACGCAUCAGCGCUCCGAGGUGUUUCAUUUGUAUUCCUGCCGUAACUCGUACGUGCAAUUUCCCCACCUGAGAACGAAUCGAUCGCAGCACUUAAUCCCAGGCGCUUUUUUUUUUUAACCCUGCUGCCUGAAUGCUUGAAAUAAGUAGCGCAGGAGGACGUUUAUGGGCUCGAGCGUUCUUCUCCUCUGUAUUUGCACUCUGAUGCUCAGCACUCUUCUGCUCUCUGUCCAUCAUUCCAUCACAGCGACGCGCUCGUGCGGCACUUAUAUAUUAACCGUUGCAUUAUAUUCUACACAGUGAAGCAGGAUUUACUAUUACAGGAUAGUUUCACUAAUAAAAAGAGAUCAAAAAUGACAACCUUACUACAAAAACUGCACCUUUUUCUGCUUUAGUCUCCAUCAGAUUGAUCGACGUUGUGGCUCUUCAUCACGACUCCUCUAUGGUUCUUUUUGUUGUAACUUUGAAUCUCUGUGAUCGGCUCACGACGUUUGUGUUUGUCUGCAACGUCUCACGUUUAAGGGGCAUGGCCAAGCGAGGGACCCCACCCAUCUAAGAGACUAGGGGCGGGGCUAAAACUCUAAAAGCGCACAAAAUGUGGAUCUGUAUCAACCUUCAGGUGACACGCUCCUGUGGCGAAGGUACAGAUGUAAUAGUUUGUUAAAGAUUUGAUUACGUGAAAUUUAAAAAAAUGUGCUUUUUUUUUUUUUUUUUUUAACAUAUUCAUUUACAAUCUGUGACAUCGAUGUAAUUAGUUCUAAAUCCUCACUGUCAGGGAUUUGAGAUUUCAGCUUUUUUUGCUAAUUCGCACAGAGCCACAACCUUGUUAAUGUUCCUCAUCCUGAAGCUUCACUACGUCUCAUUUCGCUCUCGGUCCACAAGCUUUCUGUGUUACUCGGAUACGUUCGCCUUCGCACCUCGUACCUUUGCAUUUCUCACCUUCUUGUUCUUUUCUGCUUUUCCAUCCACUGGACUGUCUGUAAUUCCGAUUGUUUCACCACGAGAGUGUUUUACACUCGCAUCCGUCUUUGCGUUAUUAUAUGCCCUUGUUAACCAGCAGGUUUUUAUAUUGAGCGUGCACACGUGUGUGUGUGUGUGUGUAUAUGAGAGAGGGAGAGUGUAUGAGAGAGAGAGAUCGAGAUCGAUCGCCAUGAAUAAAGAAUAUCAGCUACUGCUCUGUUUUUUCCGUUCUCUUCCCCUGAGUAAUAAACACACCUCCCUGAAGGCGAUGGUCCUGCUGACCUGUUCGUUGGUUCCGUGUGAUUGCCGUCGAGGAGCCGGUGUCGUCAUGUGCGAGAUAUUUUCCUACACUCAGUUUCCACCAUGGUGAAUUUGACUGGAGUUUGGGGGGGGAGGGAUUGGGUGGGAGGAGUCUGGUGUAUCAUUUAGCAUGUAAUAGUUUGUAUUAUAAAUAAAAGAAGAGUAUAUUUUGUAAAUACAUUAUUUGAUUCUUUACCGUGUUUGAUUUUUUGAGGCUGUCUGUAGCUGUCUUGAUUGUAUAGCGAGAAGACGCAUACAAAAAAAAAUAUUUAACAACUUUCUUUACGGAAAUAAAGGUGUAUGGAUAAUUGGCCAAUCUGACAGCGUUUGUGCUUCUCAAAAUUAAAAGUGAAUUAUAUUGUA
This is a messenger RNA of Tachysurus fulvidraco (yellow catfish), 5887 nucleotides long. RefSeq names its product KAT8 regulatory NSL complex subunit 1b (gene kansl1b). Gene Ontology annotation, molecular function: histone acetyltransferase binding. Gene Ontology annotation, cellular component: NSL complex. The record is from RefSeq and is a predicted model, not a curated record. Bases 577 to 3606 code for a protein of 1009 amino acids. Lineage: Eukaryota; Metazoa; Chordata; Actinopteri; Siluriformes; Bagridae. The transcript has 15 exons.